UCAUAAUAAUGAAUCUCCUCCUCCUUCACAUCUCUCCUCUGGGUCUUUAUAAGCCUCUGUUUCUCUCCUCCUUUCAGUUCAACCUGCUCACCUUUCAUCUGGACAGAACCAAACAUUUACAGCACAAACUGACAACAUGCUGGGGACCCUCUGCUGUCUCAUCGCUGCUCUAACAUGUGUGAGUGGUGUGACGGUGGUGACACAGAAGCCUCCUGUUCUGACGGUGAGGAAAGGAGAGACAGCCACCAUGGACUGUAACCUGGGGACUGUUACUAACAGUGAUGCUCGGUGGUAUAAACAGAUCCCAGGAGGAGUUCCUCAGUUUGUGCUGAGCUUUUAUCAUGACUGGAGUUCACCAAGCUAUGGUUCUGGAUUUUCAUCUCCAAAGUUCACAUCCACUCAUCAGUCCACAAAAGAUUAUCGUUUAAUCAUCAAAACUCUAGAAGAGCAAGACUCUGCUGUUUAUUACUGUAAAACAUGGGAUAGCUCCGUCAAUGAGUUCGUAUUCGGACAAGGAACCAAGCUGAUUGUCACAGGCUCCAGCCUCCCUCCUCCUGUCCUGACGGUCUUCCCUCCAUCCAGCGCUGAGCUCCAGUCCAACAAAGCCACUCUGCUCUGUCUGUCCAGUCAGUCUGGGCCUUUUGCAGAUGUGAGCUGGUUGGUUGGUGGGAGUCCAGUCAGCAGUGGGAUCUCUACCAGCACCGCUGUUCAGAGACCAGACCAGACUUUCCACAUCAGCAGUUCUCUGUCCAUCCAGACAUCAGACUGGAACCUGGAUAAGGUUUACACCUGUAAAGUGUCCUUGGGCUCCCAGACUGCAGAGAAAACCAUCAGCAAGUCAGGAUGUCCUGCUGAGGAAUAGCAGAGAACCGCAAUCAUCAUUUAUAAUCCACUUUUUUGCUCUUUGCUUUUUACAAGAUUUAUAAAACAUGCUUUUCUCUGCUUUGAAUGUUAUUUUUAACAAUUGAUGCUACACUGAUCUUCUUUUUCAUUAAUAAAUCAUAGUUUUAUGAAAAUUUCUGUUCCCAUAUUUCUUUAUUAACUGUGAACAUAUACACCAUCAUUCUGUAAUGUGAUGUUUGAACAGUUGACAUUCAGAAAUAA
Messenger RNA from Fundulus heteroclitus (mummichog), 1104 nucleotides. Its product is annotated as immunoglobulin lambda-1 light chain-like. Bases 137 to 862 code for a protein of 241 amino acids. NCBI's taxonomy places the organism in Eukaryota, Metazoa, Chordata, Actinopteri, Cyprinodontiformes, Fundulidae. The record is from RefSeq and is a predicted model, not a curated record. The transcript is spliced from 4 exons.